CCUCCACCUCCCGCCUUUCUUUAUUCUUAUCCUUAUUACUAUCUUCGAGUCCGUUCUCAUGGGCAUCAUAGCCAAAUUCACCUUGUUAGAAUACCACAGCUGACCUUCAUCCUGUAGCUGGAUAGCUCCGGGUUGCUUAUCUUCAAGUCCUCCUUUGACCUUCAUUCCUCGUAUACCGUAUUCUUCCUAUCCUUAAGGCAUCGCCGUAUACCCCCCUACCCCUCAUGGCUUCCAAUCGCGGGCGGCGCAUCGCCAAAGAAAUCGCCGAUAUCCAUGCAGAUACGCUGUCGCAUGUCACGGUGGAACCAGUUGGCGACGACGAGGACAUCACGCAUCUUCGAGGGUCAUUCCCUGGCCCCCCGGCCACUCCGUACGAGGGUGGCACUUAUUUUAUCGACAUCCGAAUCCCUACCGACUAUCCGUUCCGUCCGCCUAAGAUGAAGUUCGAGACCAAGGUCUGGCACCCGAACGUCAGCAGCCAAACGGGUGCUAUUUGCCUAGAUACCCUCUCGACGGCUUGGUCGCCGGUCCUCACGAUUAAAUCUGCGCUCUUGUCGCUACAGUCGUUGCUCAGCACACCGGAACCGAAGGAUCCCCAGGACGCGGAGGUUGCCAAAAUGCUCAUCCAGAAGCCCAAGGACUUUGAGCGCAAGGCCCAAGAGUGGGCUUGGCUCCAUGCGGGAGCUCCCAAGAGACCGGGAGGAGAAGGUAGCGGCGGCGCCACAGACGAGUCGCUCCGACUGCAGGAACUCAAGUUCAAGGAGGAGCAAGAAAAGCAAGAUCUGGCCAAGUAUGACGGGUACAACAAGGACUUGAUCGAUCGAUUCUGCAGUAUGGGCUUUGACGUGGACCGAGUCGUUUCGGCCUUCAAGUAUUUUGGCAUCGAUCGAAUGGACGGAGAGGAUUAUGAAUUGGAGGAAGCCUACAUGGGCGACGUCACUGCUCGGCUUUUGGGUGAGCCAUGAGUGACUUGCAUAUUGCAUCUUGGAAGAUACACUCCAUUGGCCGGGGUGUUGGAAGAAUCUAGGAUGGAAAUUCUUUGGAUUUUUUUACUUUCAUGAUUGCAUACUUCUUAUUGACCUACUCCUACCCCAGACCGUGAUUUUGGUUCUCACCAACCCAACCCUGUGUUUCUCAUUAUGCCUCCACUCCUCGUUUUUGAUUUUUUUUUUCUUAUUUUUUGGAUAUUCACUGGUAAUGUUGUAGCAACAUGAUAUGAGCGAUUUGAGCAUAGCAAUGAAUGAUGACCCAAUC
This is a messenger RNA of Aspergillus steynii IBT 23096, 1254 nucleotides long. Its product is annotated as E2 ubiquitin-conjugating protein UBC1. The record is from RefSeq and is a predicted model, not a curated record. NCBI's taxonomy places the organism in Eukaryota, Fungi, Ascomycota, Eurotiomycetes, Eurotiales, Aspergillaceae. The coding region runs from base 225 to 965 and encodes 246 amino acids. Gene Ontology annotation, molecular function: protein binding. The transcript is spliced from 3 exons.